Messenger RNA from Brienomyrus brachyistius, 4999 nucleotides. It is a transcript of the gene ptch2, whose product is annotated as patched 2. The record is from RefSeq and is a predicted model, not a curated record. Lineage: Eukaryota; Metazoa; Chordata; Actinopteri; Osteoglossiformes; Mormyridae. Gene Ontology annotation, molecular function: smoothened binding; hedgehog receptor activity; hedgehog family protein binding. Gene Ontology annotation, cellular component: plasma membrane. Gene Ontology annotation, biological process: smoothened signaling pathway.
CACCCUUCUCUCUCUCUCCCUCUCCCACCCUCUCUCUCCUGGGUGGUCUCCCCCUCUCCUUCUCCCUCUCCCCCUCUCUCCCCCCUCCACUCCUGUUGCUUAGCAGCUAAUAAUAGGCCAUGUUUGCACAGUAAUUUGCCUCUUCCUCGGCCAAUGGGAGCCGCGGCGCUUUUCCAUCAAACCAGCGGCUCGGGGGCUCCCCUCUCAGACGCUAGUACAGCCGGAUCAGCGCCGGACUCAGAGCUGCUUCGGCCCUUUAAACUCUCCGCGUUAGAAAAUCAUAGUGGCGAAUGAAGACACGAGGAUCUGCGAGGAUUUGGGCACAGGAUGCGGGGAUGGAGCUUCGGCACUUCGGCUCCGGGAGACACUAGCAUCUCUGCUCCUCCGUGGAUUAUCGCUGUUUUUGCCCAGUUCGCAGCCCCUGCUCUUCUUCUUCUCCGUUUGGACCAUGGCCGCGGAUCUCGGUGUCCCAGGAGCUGGCGUUUUUGGAGAUUUACCCCCAAGUUACAGGCGCUCCCCGCCUGCCGCAGACUCGGAUUUUCUCCGGAGACCCAGUUACUGCCACGCCGCUUUCGCUUUAAAGCAGAUCUCUAAGGGGAAGGCGCAAGGCCAAAGGGCACCGCUCUGGAUCCGGGCCCGAUUCCAGGCGCUGCUUUUUUCUCUGGGCUGUCACAUCCAGCGGCACUGUGGGAAGGUGCUCUUCAUUGGACUGCUGGUUCUCGGCGCUCUGUCCGUGGGCUUGCGGGUCGCGGCCAUUGAGACGGACAUCGAGCGGCUCUGGGUGGAGGCUGGCAGCAGAGUCAGCCGUGAGCUACGCUACACCAAGGAGAAGCAAGGCGAGGAGGCAGUCUUCACCUCACAAAUACUCAUCCAGACCUCGCAAGACGCGGGCACCGACAUCCUUACCCAGGAUGCUUUGCUGCAGCACCUGCAGGCUGCUCUAGCUGCCAGUAAAGUUCAGGUGUCGCUCUAUGGAAAGUCAUGGGAUCUGAAUAAAAUUUGCUACAAGUCAGGGGUCCCCAUCAUCGAGAACGUGAUGAUCGAGAGGAUGAUUGACAAGCUGUUCCCAUGCAUGAUUGUGACUCCACUGGACUGCUUCUGGGAGGGGGGCAAACUGCAAGGAGGCUCUGCCUACUUACCGGGGAUGCCUGACAUCCAGUGGAUGAACCUUGACCCACUGAAGCUGAUGGAAGAGCUGAGCCAGUUCACCUCGCUGGAGGGUUUCAGGGAGAUGCUGGAGAAGGCCCAGGUAGGCCAUGCCUACAUGAACCGGCCUUGCCUGGACCCAGAGGACCCCGACUGUCCUCAGAGUGCCCCUAACAAGGAGCUGCGUCAGAGUCCUGACAUAGCCCAGGUGCUACAGGGUGGCUGCCAUGGUUUCUCCAAGAAGUUCAUGCACUGGCAGGAAGAGCUCACUGGUGGGAGGGCCAAGGAUUCCCACAAUGCACUUCUGAGUGCUGAAGCCCUUCAGACCAUGUACCUGCUGAUGAGUCCCAGGCAGCUCUACGAGCACUUUAAAGAUGACUAUGAGAUCCAUGACAUCAACUGGAAUGAGGAGAAAGCCACUGCCAUUUUGGAGUCCUGGCAGAGGAAGUUUGUGGAGGUAGUCCACCAGAGCAUUUCUCCAAAUUCCUCACAGAGCAUCCAUGCCUUCUCCACCACUACCCUCAACGACAUCAUGAAGUCUUUCUCGGAUGUCAGCGUGAUAAGAGUGGCGGGCGGGUAUCUGCUCAUGCUGGCAUAUGCCUGUGUGACCAUGCUACGUUGGGACUGUGCCAAGUCCCAGGGCGCGGUAGGUCUGGCAGGCGUCCUGCUGGUGGCGCUCUCUGUGGCUGCUGGCCUGGGCUUGUGCUCUCUGCUGGGCCUCUCCUUCAAUGCCGCCACCACUCAGGUGCUUCCUUUCCUGGCCUUGGGGAUCGGGGUAGAUGACAUGUUCCUGCUGGCUCAUUCCUUCACAGAAACCGGCUCCAACAUCCCUUUCAAGGAAAGAACGGGGGACUGCCUAAGGAGGACCGGGACCAGCGUGGCUCUCACCUCCAUCAACAACAUGAUUGCCUUUUUCAUGGCCGCCCUGGUUCCCAUCCCGGCUCUCCGGGCGUUCUCCCUGCAGGCAGCCAUUGUGGUGGUUUUCAACUUCGCUAUGGUGCUGCUCAUCUUCCCUGCCAUCCUGAGCUUAGAUCUUCAUCGGAGGCAAGACAAGAGGCUCGACGUGCUCUUCUGUUUCUACAGCCCCUGCUCCUCACGGGUGAUCCAGAUCCAGCCGCAUGAGUUCUCAGAUGCCAGUGAAGGCCAGCAUUUCCCGCCCUCCUCACCGUCAUACAAUGGCCCCACCAUCUCUACCAGCACCCAGAUCACCACUACUGUUCAGGCCUUCACCCAGUGCGAUGCAGCUGGUCAGCACAUCGUCACAAUCUUGCCACCCACCUCCCAGAUCUCCACCAGCCCUCCCUCUGUUCUGCUGCCUUCACCUCCUCACGAUGCCCAUGACUCACAGCUCUUCACAGCUUCCAGUUCUACACGGGAUCUCUUAGCCCAGAUGGACGACGCACAGGAAGCUCGCAAGUGCGUACCGCUGCCAUUCUUCCGCUGGAACUUGUCAGACUUUGCCCGUGAGAAGUAUGCCCCACUGCUGCUGAAGACUGAGACCAAGGCUGUGGUGGUGGUUCUUUUUGUGGCCUUGCUGGGCUUGAGCCUCUACGGAACCACCAUGGUCCACGACGGCCUGUACCUCACCGACAUUGUUCCUCGUGACACCAAGGAGUAUGACUUCAUCUCUGCGCAGUUCCACUACUUCUCCUUCUACAACAUCUACCUGGUUACCAUGGGUGGCUUCGACUACGCUCACUCCCAGCAGCGCCUGCUGCAGCUGCACAAUGCGUUCAGCUCCGUCAAACACGUGGUCAGGAGCGACCGGCAGAAGCUGCCUCGUAUGUGGCUGCACUAUUUCCAGGAUUGGCUGAGAGGACUGCAGGUCGCCUUUGAUGCUGACUGGGCUGCUGGCCGCAUCACCUCGGACAGUUACCGCAAUGGCACAGAGGAUGGCGUUCUGGCUUAUAAGCUUCUCAUCCAGACUGGAGCCAAGAAGGAGCCUUUCAACUACAGCCAGCUGACCAGCCGACGCCUGCUAGAUGAGGAGGGCUUGGUGCACCCAGACGUUUUCUACAUCUACCUGACUGUGUGGGUGAGCAAUGACCCCCUGGGUUAUGCUGCCUCCCAGGCCAACUUCUACCCCCAUCCCCGGGAAUGGAUCCACGACAAGUACGACACGACAGGCGAGAAUCUGAGGAUCCCAGCUGCAGAACCCCUGGAAUUUGCGCAGUUUCCCUUUUACCUGAACGGCCUGCGGCAGACGUCAGACUUCAUCGAGGCCAUUGAGAGCGUGCGCUCCAUCUGCGAUGAGUUCACACUCCAGGGUAUCCCCAGCUACCCCAGUGGGCACCCCUUCCUUUUUUGGGAGCAGUACAUUGGCCUACGGCACUGGUUUCUGUUGGCCAUCAGUGUGCUGCUGGCCUGCACCUUCCUGGUCUGCGCCAUUCUGCUGCUGAACCCCUGGACCGCAGGCAUCAUCGUCUUCAUCCUGGCCAUGAUGACAGUUGAGCUCUUCGGCAUUAUGGGUCUAAUUGGCAUCAAACUGAGUGCCAUCCCCGUGGUCAUCCUCAUCGCCUCUGUGGGCAUCGGCGUCGAGUUCACUGUCCAUGUGUCACUGGGCUUCCUGACCGCCAUUGGCAGUCGUGGCCUACGCUCCGCUGUCGCCCUUGAGCACAUGUUCGCCCCCGUCAUGGAUGGUGCCAUCUCCACGCUGCUGGGGGUGCUCAUGCUGGCUGGCUCUGAGUUUGACUUCAUCAUAAGGUACUUCUUUGCUGUGCUGGCCAUCCUGACCCUGUUGGGUGUUCUCAAUGGCCUUGUUCUUCUGCCCGUCCUGCUGUCACUCAUGGGACCACCUGCCGAGGUCACCCCAUUUCCAGAGUCCUCGUCCCCUACGAGCCGCCCACCUCAUGGCCCGCCCCGCGGGGCCUUCUGCGAGUCCUCGGAUUCCGAGUACUACUCUGAGUACUACUCGGAGAGCAGCUGCACCUGCGAUGAGGAACAUAAGCAGUGUGCUCACGGUACCUACAUCACGCCAACGGCUCCGGCGCCCCCCUCCCACAUCCUGCUGGAGGCCAGCAGGAACCCCAGCUUUCCCAAACUCACGGUAGUGAAACCAUUUAGCCAAAGGUCAAAUUCUACCACCCAGAAGAGUCUAAAUGGGCCGGCUCCACCCACCAUCAUGUCAGUCAGCUCCCAGAUCGCCAGACAGGAGAGCAAACAGCAGCACCAGCAGGAUACAUCCCCCAGGGGGCAGCAUUUACUCAACAACAGGGUGCCACUUUCGGGGAGGACUCAGUGCUGUGGGCCACAAGCAGAGCAGUUACCUAACAGGACUAUGACGCCUGUCUGCCUUGCUGGAUGGCCUCAGGCUCCCAGGAACACUGUAACCAUGGUGACAGCCACCGCAUCUGUGACGGUGUCUGUGCACCCAAAUGUGCUGGGACCCUACAGCAGCUACGUGCCCGAGGCCUUUGAAGACAGUGAGCUGCACUUAGGUGAGGGCAUCUCACAGACUUCCAAGAUGGCUGCUGAAGCCUCCCAGAUGGAAACCUUGGAGCUGCAGGACCUGGAGUGUGAAGUGAGGCACGAGCACAGGAUUGCGAAGAAGCACUAGGGGGUCUGGGCCCUUUCUCUGCAUCUCUGCAGCCGGAGGACCUGCAUGUGACCUGCGUGAGCUACACUGCCCCUGCCUGCAGGCAGUGCCUCACAGCAGGGAUGCCUUUGUGACGGCUGCCUGCCAGCUGGACUCCUCUGCUUUGGGCUGGUCAGUGUGAACCGCUCUUUGGGGAUCCCAGUGCACCUGCCUGGGACACUGCCAUGUUCUGUACAGACUAUAAAGCAGGCCAUGUGAAAACAGGAGCAUUUAUUAUGGGGAAAAAGUAUUAAAGGUUCUCAUUCUAAGAAUAUAUAA